AUGGAGACCUGGGAAGUCGAAACGGGUUCGAAUAUUCCACCGAUCAAAGUCUAUCCGGACAAGUAUGAGGGCCAGGUGGUCGUCAUCACCGGCGCCGCGCAGGGCAUAGGAGAAGCCACCUCCAAGUUGUUUGCCUCACAGGGAGCCACGGUGGUACUGGUGGACAUCCAGGAAGACAAAUUGAGAGGCGUCCAGUCCGAAAUUGAGGCGGCAGGCGGCAAGGCAGCGUACCGAGUCUGUAAUAUCGCAGAUGAGGAUCUGGCGACUUCGCUGAUCGACCGAGUCGUCGCCACCUUUGGCAAGAUCGACGUCCUCGUCCAACUUGCCGCAUUGUACCCGUUCAUCCCGCUCCUGGACCACCCCUCCAGGGACUUCCUUCGGGUCAUGGAUGUCAACGUCAAUGCCUGUUUCUACCUGACACGCGCCGUCCUCCCGCACAUGAGAAAGGCAGGCUACGGCCGGCUCAUCAACACGGCUUCCGGGACUCUUCAGCUGCCCGACCCCGGCCUGUCGGCUUACGUGACCUCCAAGGCCGCCAUUGUCGGAUUCACGCGGAGCACAGCCGUGGAAACGGGCCCGGGCGUGACGGCAAACAUCAUCUUGCCUGGGUUGAUACGGACAGAGGCCGUCUGGAAGGUGCACGAACGACCGGACGGGUCGCAUGGCUUGUUCGACAGCAUACUUGAGAAGCAAUGCGUCAAGCGGAAUGGGAGAGCUCAGGAUAUUGCGCACACCAUUUGUUUCAUUGCCAGCCCCGAGGCACAGUUUAUUACCGGGCAGAUCUUCGACUGUGGAGGAGGAGCUACGUUUCAUUAG
Phialemonium atrogriseum is the source of this 816-nucleotide messenger RNA. Its product is annotated as NAD(P)-binding protein. Gene Ontology annotation, molecular function: oxidoreductase activity. The coding region runs from base 1 to 816 and encodes 271 amino acids. NCBI's taxonomy places the organism in Eukaryota, Fungi, Ascomycota, Sordariomycetes, Cephalothecales, Cephalothecaceae. The record is from RefSeq and is a predicted model, not a curated record. The transcript has a single exon.